Morchella importuna is the source of this 351-nucleotide messenger RNA. RefSeq lists its product as uncharacterized. Bases 1 to 351 code for a protein of 116 amino acids. The record is from RefSeq and is a predicted model, not a curated record. The transcript is spliced from 2 exons. Lineage: Eukaryota; Fungi; Ascomycota; Pezizomycetes; Pezizales; Morchellaceae.
AUGAGCAACACAUGGAAGGGGAGGAGUAGGCAGAACCAGGAGGCAACGUUGGAGGUGAUCAAGGAUAACCUCCGGGAAAAGAUACGAGAGAAGAAGGGCAUCACUAUCGAGGUGAUACCCGAAGAUGGAUUCAGCGAGGACGAUGAAGCGUUAGCGGCGGAUCUUGCAGCAUUCCGGAAUGCUCGAAGAGCACCCCCGAGUGCUCCAGGGGAUAUCUCUGGUUCCGACAACGGUAACGGCCAGGAAGAGGUGGUUCACGCUCAACUUCGGGGCAUUGAAGCGGAAGAUGAAGGCGAGGGGAGGGAUGAAGAGGAGGAUCGCGAGGAAGGCGAGGAGGAAGAUGAUCUAUAG